CUGGUUUAAGCUGCUGGAGCUGUCAAAUUUCGGUGGGGUCAAGCUUGCGUUAUCGAUAACCUUAUCGAGACGUCCCUCUUUCGUCAUGCGGCUUGUGUGGCCAGGAGGGUUCUCGCGUGGCCAACAGAAACUUUGGAGCAAACGCGUGGCACUUCAUACAAGAAUCGUGUCAAUUGAUCACCUCGAGUUUUUUUAAACAGCAAACAGAAAUUGCCAUCAAAUGCUCAAAUAAACGCGGCGAAUCAUCACCAUGCACGACAACCGCUCCCACCCCUUCCUCCAACAAGUCCCCCUCACCGUCUCCCCCUUUGUCAACCUCCCUACGGCAACCACGCUCCCAUACACAUACAAGCCCAUGCCUUCCGCCCUCCCCCCAUCAGCCUCGGGCAUCACAUCAGACUCGGCCGCUGGGGGCCCAGAACCGAAAUAUGUCGUCUCACCGUCUGGGCACGCGGCCCAUCCAAACGAUAUUAUCGCCUCUUGUCGAGCACUGCGAGACCACAUUGCCAAACUCACGGCUGAUGCGGAGGCGGAGAUCAAAGCGAUAGAUGAGAGGAUAAAGGCUGCUGAGCUGGCUGAGAAGAGGAGGCUAGCACCUGGUUGGCUGGAUAGUGAUGUAAGGGUUCUUCAGCCGGAGAGAAAGAGUGUUGCGCCUGAUGGGUCUGGUAUAGAGGGCUUUGGGCAGUUGAGUCUUGGGGAAGGUGGUGAUGGGGAGGGAAAUACUAGUCAACAGCAGCAAGGGCAUGGGCCAGGAGGGGCGAGUGAGAUGGCGGUGCCGGAUGAGGGGGAGGAGCUGGAUAGGGCUUUUGGGAAGCUUGGGAUGGGGGACCCCAAGUGAUGUUGGCUAGUUAUGAUACAUGAUAUUGCUUGGAUACGCAGCGUGAUGAUGCGAGGGAGGGUUCAAGGCUCUACCCUAACCCUGGCAGCGGUGGUGGAGCUACCCCAGAAAGUCCACAGCUUGGCAUUGCCGCCUCUCCGUUGGACAGAUCAGAUACCCAAAAGUUGCUUCAAAAUAUUCUCAGCAUCAAUUUUCUCUAAAUUUGCGCAUCCACCCUCCUGUCCGUCAUAUCAAGAAUUGAUCAGCCCAAAUUUGUGACGUUAACAUACCC
Podospora pseudocomata is the source of this 1109-nucleotide messenger RNA. RefSeq lists its product as uncharacterized. Lineage: Eukaryota; Fungi; Ascomycota; Sordariomycetes; Sordariales; Podosporaceae. The record is from RefSeq and is a predicted model, not a curated record. The transcript is spliced from 2 exons. The coding region runs from base 251 to 838 and encodes 195 amino acids.